Molecule: messenger RNA, 3492 nt
Organism: Spodoptera litura
Lineage: Eukaryota; Metazoa; Arthropoda; Insecta; Lepidoptera; Noctuidae
Product: sodium/potassium-transporting ATPase subunit beta-2
Biological process (GO): intracellular potassium ion homeostasis; intracellular sodium ion homeostasis; sodium ion export across plasma membrane
Cellular component (GO): sodium:potassium-exchanging ATPase complex
Molecular function (GO): ATPase activator activity
Source: RefSeq, a predicted model, not a curated record
UCAAACUUGCGGCAGCGGCUGGGCGUGUGUGUUGUUUACUAUUCAGUUAUUUUCGUGUUUUUGUAACAGAAAGUGCUAUUAUAAAAAAAGAUGAGUCGAAAUUUUAGAGAUAGAGAAGAAUUCCAAAUGGAUACAAAGCCCUCACAGAGGACUGGAAGUCAGAAAUUUAGAUAUUUUUUCUACAACGGUGAUUCUGGUGAAAUUUUGGGACGAACGCCUGAAAGUUGGGGUAAAAUACUCAUCUUCUACACAAUCUUCUAUGCUGUACUGGCAGCCUUAUUUGCAGUCUGCAUGGUAACGUUUAUGCAGCACUUCAUCAACCCUCGAGUGCCUCGUCUGCAGCAGGAGUACAGCGUGAUUGGUACAAGCCCAGGAUUAGGGUUCCGGCCGCUGCCGGAAGAUGUUAGGAGCACCCUGAUCUGGUACAAGGGUACCGGCUACGAAAGCUAUAAGUACUGGGAAGAUCAGCUCAUUGAUUUCUUGUCUGUAUACAAAAAGAAGGGUCAGACGGCGGGCGCUGGACAAAACAUAUACAACUGCGACUUCACGAACCUGCCGCCUCCCGGCAAGGUCUGCGACGUGGACAUCAGGAGGCUGGACCCCUGCAUCGAUGAGAACCACUUCUCUUUCCACAAGUCAUCGCCUUGCAUCUUUCUGAAGUUGAAUAGGAUCUACGGCUGGCGACCUGAGUUCUACGAAGGUGUGAACGACUUACCGUCAGAUAUGCCCCUUGACUUGCAGAUGCACAUCAAGAACCUAACCACCUACAAUCCUAACUACGGUAAUAUGGUGUGGGUAUCAUGCCAGGGCGAGACUCCAGCAGACAAGGAGAACAUAGGUCCCAUCAGCUAUCUGCCCUUCCCUGGGUUCCCAGGGUACUUCUACCCGUAUGAGAAUGCUGAGGGGUACCUCAGUCCUCUCGUUGCUAUACAUUUGCAGAGACCUCGAACGGGUAUUCUGAUCAACAUAGAGUGUCGUGCCUGGGCGAGAAACAUCAAGUACGACCGGAGAGAACGUCUAGGCGUCGUGCACUUUGAGCUCAUGAUCCAAUAGUUACUAAAAAUCCGUCCAAACGUGUCUACUCGGCUCCAAGUCUGUUGUGCAGUAACCACCGUAAUGUUUUUUAGCAAUAUUAACAUAAUAAAUAAGAAAUAAAAGGAAAAACAUAAGUUUAUUGCAUUAUAGGCAAAAAUGGAAUGUAAUUAUUGCUGUAAGAGUAAAACAGGAUAUGAAAAUAACUGUGAAGUGAGUUGGCGUAUGCGUUAUUUUUAUGAGUCAAUUUAUACUCCCAAGACAAGUUGAUAUCCUUGAAAGAGAGAAAGUAGUUUCAAUUAAGCUGAAGUCUAUAAGAAAUAUUAGGCAGCUAUUUUAAAUUUGACAUUAAAGUUUUUAAAAAUAAAAAUUAAUAUUUCUGGUGGUCAUUGUACACAGUCUUUCCAGUAGACCGAGUAGACCAAAGCAAUUAGUUCAUUUUAUGUAUGUAGGCUAAAGUUUUUAUGCAAUAAGUGUGUGAGAUUUCGAUUUUGUAGCAUGGUCUUUUCAGUAGACCAACGAUAUUGACAUUUUUAUUCAUAUUUAUAUAUUUUCAAAGACAAUUUAUGCCAGAAUUCUUAUGCAAUUGACAUCUAAAAUUAAUAAUUGCUAUGUAUUUUAUAAGAAAAGACUUUAACUAGAAUCUCGAAGUAGCUUGAACAGUUGCUGUUCUUAGGUACUUACUGCUUUUAAAAGACCAGGUUUUAUGGAGCAAGCUACUAGAAACAUGGAGAUGAUUAUUGAUCAUAUUACUUAUUAUAGGUAUGCAAGAUCUCCAAUAUGAAUACUUUACAGUUAACUAUAUCAUCUUUUUAAAACCUAAUGUCAUCCGUCCAGUGACUUUUUGAUAUAUAAAUAUCUUCUAUAUGUAUAUUGUGUGUUGUACAGAAUUAUAUUUUGUGUGUUUAUUAAUAUUGUGAUUAAGACUACUAAAAGUAUAGAAGACUUAACACGCAUUUAGUUAUUUAGAUUGAUAUGGAACUGUUAGCGAAUCUCUCUUAUAACUGGCUUCAGCCUUCAACUGCGUAAGCGUAUAAAUAUUUAAAAAAAACCUAUGAACUAUUUACUCCGUCGAUCAUGAUUGUUCUAUAUUUUAUCAAACCAAUUACUGUUGGAUGCGAAACUAAUUAAGUUUAUGUAAUUUUUGUUUGAGAUAAUUGUUUACAGUGCAGCUUAAACAAUAGGGUAAAUGACAUGGUAUGGAAAUUAAAAAUCUACAUAGUCACGUAUAUUAGACACGUAUUUCAUUAUUUGGUCAUAUAAGGAAACAUUACUUAGAUAAAACGAAUUUAGGACUGGUAGGUCGCUACGUCUCUGCUCCCUAUGUAGUAUAUCGUGACGUCAUACGAUAUUUCAAAUCAAUGUAUCGCCGAAAGUAUUUAAUUCUGUAAGAAGACAAAUACGUGUCUAAUGUUUUAAAUUAAUCUGCCAGAUGGACUUGAAACUACUAUAUGAUGUCAAUAUUUUUUUUUUGGCAACUAUCGAAUUCUAUUUUCUAUUUCUUUUUUAUAUUAUUAUACACAUAUUUAACUAGUUUAUAUAGCCUGAAUAUUUAUGAAAGACUGAUGCUUUUUCAACAGCUUUUUAAACAAAAUAAUGACAAUUGUACCUUCUUAUUAUAUAUAGCUUAAGUUUUUAACAUUGUACUUAGUUUGUGUGCAGUAACUAACUUUUUUGUACGAAUUAACUUGAUUUUUACAGACUAUAUAUAAUUUUGUAAGAAAUGUUGCCUUGCCAAUCUGAAUUGGAAUUCAUUACAAAGCGAUAAGGUUUAUUUUUCAAUACUUUUUCUUAUUGUACAAGACUUUUGUAUAUAUUUGGUAGUAAAUGUUGCUUUGCCAACCUGAAUUUGUAUCUGUUACAAAGCAAUAAGAUUUAUUUUUCAGUUUGUUAUUAGAUAACUUAUUAUUAUUCUUAUUUGUGUUACAGGUUUUUGAUUUGGUAACGACCCGUCUCUUACACAUGUAUUAGUAGAUUUGGCUUCUAAAGAAGGCCCUAUGUACCUUAUUUUUUAAUUUGUGUACUUGAAAGUUUAUAAAAGUAAAGAUUUUGAGACAUUUUCCAUGCAGCUUAUAUCAAAAUUAGUAGCUCAAUCUACUGACAAAAAUAUGUUUUUGCACUGGAAUUCAGAAUUUUCAAUGAUUAUUUACAAUAAUUAUUUACAUUCCAUUGAUAAAAAUAUUAUGUAAACUAUACAAUUAUGUACCUUAUGCUAUACAAAAGACUCAUCUAUUUUACUAAUUUCAAAUAAAAGACAAAUACUUAAUACUUAAACGAAUCUCGUCAAUAUCUCCGUCCAGUAAAGAUAUUAUUAUUAUAUCGAUAGAAUGAAAUGGAAUAUUUCAUACAAUUGUAAACUGUAUGUUUAAGGCAAUAAAACGUAUAUUAGAGUGUAUGUAUUUCCAUAUCGAAGUGCCUGAAUUGUAAUUUUAAGGAAUAAAAUAAAAUUUUAGAAAUGAA